Messenger RNA from Gigantopelta aegis, 11369 nucleotides. Its product is annotated as protein argonaute-2-like. The transcript is spliced from 22 exons. NCBI's taxonomy places the organism in Eukaryota, Metazoa, Mollusca, Gastropoda, Neomphalida, Peltospiridae. The record is from RefSeq and is a predicted model, not a curated record. Gene Ontology annotation, molecular function: protein binding; RNA binding. Bases 91 to 2796 code for a protein of 901 amino acids.
UCGCCAUGUUGUUUCUAUUCCAGGCUACGUGAGGUGUUGUUUCACAAUUUCAAUAAUAUUUCCAGCCUCAGUCGGCUGUAGAAUGCAAACAUGUACCCGAUAACACCUCAAGGUGUUUCCGUAUCCUCUUUUCUUGGCCCACAGCUGAAUGGACAGCCACCUAUGCAGUUUACCUUCCCACCAAUACAGCAAGAACCACUGGGCCCACCAGGCCAACCGUUUCCACCACCUGUAGGCCUCCCCCCGACAGUAACACCACCGGCAGACUUCGUGUGUCCACAGCGUCCAAACCGAGGCACAGAGGGAAGACCCAUUCUCCUGCGUGCUAACCACUUCCAAGUGCGCGUGCCCAAGGGAUUCAUACACCAUUACGAUGUCUCCAUCACACCAGAUAAAUGUCCCAGGAGGGUCAACAGAGAGAUCAUUGAAACCAUGGUUCAGAGUUAUGGACAGAAGAUCUUUAUGGGUCAGAAACCAGUCUUCGACGGACGGAAGAAUCUAUACAGUCGGGAUCCCCUUCCAAUAGGCAGAGAGCGGGUCGAGCUUGAAGUAACACUCCCAGGCGAAGGUCGAGAUCGUGUCUUCAAGGUGGGCAUUAAAUGGGUUGCCCAGGUCAGCCUGUUUUCUUUGGAGGAGGCGCUAGAAGGCCGAGUACGGCAGAUUCCGAUCGAUGCAAUACAGGCCUUAGACGUAGUGAUGAGACACCUACCUAGUAUGACUUACACGCCUGUGGGUCGUUCGUUCUUCUCGCCCCCCGAAGGUUACGAGCACCCCCUGGGUGGUGGACGCGAAGUCUGGUUUGGUUUCCACCAGAGUGUGCGACCUUCACACUGGAAGAUGAUGCUCAACAUAGACGUAUCGGCCACAGCGUUUUACAAGGCUCAGCCUGUGAUUGAGUUCAUGUGUGAAGUUCUCGACAUCCCAGACAUCAACGAUCAAAAACGUCCUCUCACCGACUCCCAGCGUGUCAAGUUCACCAAGGAAAUAAAAGGUUGUUUCAACAAAGGGUUGAAGGUGGAAAUCACCCACUGUGGUGCCAUGAAGAGAAAGUACAGAGUUUGCAAUGUGACGCGACGGCCUGCACAAACACAGUCAUUCCCAUUGCAGUUAGAAUCGGGCCAAACUAUAGAAUGUACCGUAGCUCGCUACUUCUCCGAGAGAUACAAAAUGAAACUGCAAUAUCCACAUCUUCCAUGCUUACAAGUAGGACAAGAACAAAAACAUACGUACCUACCUCUUGAAGUUUGCAAUAUUGUUGGUGGGCAGCGGUGCAUCAAGAAACUGACAGAUCUGCAGACGUCGACCAUGAUCAAGGCAACUGCCCGAUCAGCUCCGGACAGAGAAAAAGAAAUCAACAGCUUGGUACAAAAGGCCGACUUCAACAAUGACCCCUACCUGCAAACCUUCGGUAUUAUGGUCUCGUAUGACAUGACCGAGGUCAAGGGUCGUAUACUGCCUGCUCCCAAGUUGCAGUAUGGUGGCAAGACAAAAGCCCAGGCAGUCCCCAACCAGGGAGUGUGGGACAUGCGUGGUAAACAGUUCUACCAGGGGAUUGAGAUCAAAGUGUGGGCCAUUGCCUGCUUCGCCCCUCAGAGAACGGUCCGCGAAGAUGCCUUACGGAACUUUACUCAGCAGCUGCAGCGUAUUUCGAACGACGCAGGCAUGCCAAUCAUGGGCCAGCCGUGUUUCUGUAAGUACGCGACGGGCCCCGACCAGGUGGAGCCAAUGUUCCGCUACCUGAAGAACACCUACGUCGGACUGCAGCUCAUCUGUGUGGUGCUACCCGGGAAAACGCCAGUCUAUGCCGAGGUGAAGCGGGUGGGUGACAUACUGUUUGGCUUGGCCACGCAGUGCGUACAACAGAAGAACGUGAACAAAACCUCUCCACAGACUUUGUCCAACCUCUGUUUGAAAAUCAACGUCAAACUGGGCGGCAUCAACAGCAUUCUCCUACCAAGUAUACGUCCGCAAGUCUUUAAGGAGCCUAUUAUAUUCCUUGGUGCUGACGUCACACACCCACCGGCGGGCGAUUGCGCUAAACCAUCUAUAGCUGCUGUUGUUGGCAGCAUGGACGCCCAUCCCAGUCGUUACUCGGCAACCGUGCGUGUACAGCAGCAUCGACAGGAGAUAAUCCACGAGCUGUCGACGAUGGUGCGGGAACUCCUCAUCCAGUUCUACAAGUCGACCCGUUUCAAACCCACCAGGAUCAUCUUCUACAGGGACGGGGUUAGCGAGGGACAGUUCCAAACUGUACUGAGUCACGAACUGCGUGCGGUGCGUGAGGCGUGCAUGAAGCUGGAGGUGGGCUACCAACCAGGUAUCACGUUCAUCGUCGUACAGAAGAGACACCACACCCGACUGUUCUGUGCCGACCGCAAGGACCAAACCGGGCGCAGCGGUAACAUACCGGCCGGUACCACGGUCGAUAUCGGCAUCACCCACCCAACCGAGUUUGACUUCUAUCUAUGCAGUCAUGCUGGUAUACAGGGUACAAGUCGGCCGUCGCACUACCACGUGCUGUGGGACGACAACCGCUUCAACGCUGACGAGCUGCAGAUUCUCACAUACCAGCUGUGUCACACUUACGUGCGCUGUACCCGCAGCGUCUCGAUCCCAGCGCCCGCCUACUAUGCACAUCUCGUCGCCUUCAGAGCGCGCUACCACCUCGUCGAGAAGGAGCACGACAGCGGGGAAGGCAGUCACUCUGAGAACAGCGAAGAUCGGCCGGCCCCGUCAUCGUUAGCUCGCGCCGUCGCCAUCCACCCAGACACGACCAAUGUCAUGUACUUCGCGUGAUUCCGUAUGCAGCAACGUAGCGGUGGACAAUUAUAAUUUAUGACUGUGUGCCAUCCCUGGUAGUCAAUCCGACUACCGCCUAUAGGCUGUGAAACCGGCACUGUUACAGGCAGCCAAUGCCAACCAUAUUUGUGUUUUUAAGAAGUAAAAUAUAUAUAUAUGUGACUUUGUCCGCUCUUCUAAGUCAACAAACGUUGUUCCUUCGUGUUGCUAUGGUUGCAAUAUUAGGACUCUGUCACAGAACAACUGUGCUCAAUCGAAUUUUUAUAUAUUUUGAAUUGGGUCUGCAGCAAAUGUUUUUAAAAAUGUAUAAAUAUGUGAAACAAGCCGGGAAUUUGUGUGUGUUUUUAUAGAAGAAAACAAACUUGUUGUUGCAGAUCUUUAUUGAGUCGGGUGCAAAUUGUAUUGUGACGAAAAUGUAUACCUAUAUAUUUAACUUGUCCUAGACAAAUAACAUUAAUAGUUUCUCAGGAACAUUUUGAAAUCUGUUUUGGAAUAUUUUAAAAAAUUACGAUGACAAAAAUUUAUGAAAUGAGAAUUGAAACAACUGGUUUCAAUGUAUUAAUAUUAAAUUUAAUGGAAACAAAAAUGAUUUUAAAAAAGUUUAGGAAAACUGUUUUUGUGACCAAUUUUAUUCAAAAAGUCCUGAUAAACUAUUAAUAAUAUUAUUUUAAUGAGGCCGAAGUGCUGUUGAUUUCAAAGUGUCUUAGAACAACAAUAUCAUAUCAUAUGUGAGUUUUUCAUUAUUUUUUUUUACAUUUUACUUUUCAGUAUUUUUAGAGAAUUGCCCAUGUUUUUGUGCAGAACCUUUAUUCACAUUUUGGGGAGAUGGUAUUGAAGAGUUGUUUUAACAGUUGUAUGUAGCUAUUGUGAUGGUGCCAGUUUUAUUGGUAACGGGAAAUGAUGUCGAAUGUUUGUGUGAGUCUAGCACACACAGAACAGGUUUUCUUACACUUUCCAACAGUUUUUGACUCCUUAUAGGCCGAAAACGUUCAUAAGAUGAUAACGUUAAUAAGUUUUGAUUCCUUUAUAAUAUACUGAACAAAAUAAAGAAUUGUGAAUAGAUUUUAUAUAUGUAUGUUUCUUCAUGAUACAAUUAAUGUAAUAAAUAGACUGUCAAAGUAAGCCGAAAAAGUUGAUAAUUUUAAAAAAAAAGAUUCAUUAUUAUAUACUGAACAGAAAAUGAAAUGUGAAUACUAGUAUUUUGAUAUAUUUCUUCAUGAUACAAUUAAAUAAUAAAAAGACUAUCAAAAUUGGCAAAAAAAAAAAAAAAAAAUAUAAGUUGAUAAAUUUAAUAUAUCCAAAACUUUGUAGAAUUCAAACAGAAUACUUUUAAAAUAAAGUUAAAGAAAGUUAAAUGAAUAUUCACAUUUCUUUUCUUGUUUAGUAUAUAUCUAGUCAGCUGGAUUGCUGCCCUUCAGACUCUGUCGGUAUUGUGCUAGGGUGGUGUUAAACGUCCAUUCACUCUGUCAAUAUUCAUGGUUUAAUUGUCCCCAAAAAGUUGCAAUUAAAGAUUUAGCCUUAAACUUUUCAACGUGUUAAAUGUAUUUUUAAAACACUGAAAGUGCUUUACAUUUGAUCUCUUUUUUCUCUUCUUUCUUUCUUUUUUUCUUCCUUUUUUGAAUCUUAUCUUUCUUUCUUUCUUUGUGUUUUAAUGAUCAAAAGAAAAAGUUGUUUGAGGUCUUUAAAAAUGGUAGCUAACGGCUAUUUAUUUCAUGAAAAACGUUUAUUUAAUUGAAAUUUUUUUAUCCGAAAUUUUUUUGUUUUACAAGGGAUAACAACCUAUUUGUACUGUUUUUACUCCCUUUUGUCAAAUACAUUCAAUUCUAAACUUUUGUGUGUUGCCUAUAAAUCAUGAUUGUAAAACCGCAAUCAAGACAGGGUAUAUGACAAGGCUGUGAUUUAUGAAUAAGGUAAAAUAAAACAUUGUUUCAGAUUUUAACUCUAUUUCAUGAAAUAUCUGAUGAAUUUGUGACACAUGACUAGUUUGUGAAGAAAAUACGGAAGGAAAAUGCAGGGAUCUUAAAUUUACUUGUAAACUUGUCAUGUGUAUAUGGCCAUGUUACAUUUUCGUAAUGUUUAUAUAAUCAUUUUCUCAGAGUAUCUUAAUUAUUUAUGGCAUAGAAUUCUGUGACAUUUUAAGAUAAACAAAAGCAAUAUUUUCUUCAGACGGUAUGAUAAAUUAACCCCACAUUGUUUUUAUACUAAACAUACAGAAUUUUACUUAUUAUUUUUCAUAUAAAAGAUAAAUUGAUACUUGAAAAUGUACUACUUAUGUAAUUUUCUCCAUCUUGUAUGAAAACUUCCCAGCUAAUAAAAAUCUGUUUCUGAAUUCAAAAGCAAUUUCUCUUACAAAUUGAUCUACAACUAAAUAAAAUAUGUCUGUUUCUGUACUAAAAUAUGUUUGUUUCUGUAUUAAUUCAGAAGGAAUUUAUCUUCCAAACUUUCCAUCAGAGUUGUCUACCCUUAAAAUCCACUGUUCUUCAUUGGUCUGCCAACAGGUGUCGUUAAAUGGUGCUUCGUCUUUCUUAACAUUGUAAAUCUUCCUAUUAAUGUGUAACAUGUACUUGAUUUUCUCGUUGGAAAGAAAUACGUAUUUAUAGAAUUUUAUCUACUGAUCUUCACAAUCGAUCAUAUUAUAGCUUCAGUUAUGGAUUAUUUAUAUUUGAUUGUUGGACAUAUUUAACUAUAAGAUGCGGUAUGUAUAUAUAUAUAAACGUUUUGUAUAGAGGUUUUAUGUGAUGGUUGUUGAAAAUGUUGAUAGUGUAGUGAUCGUAAGACCACAUGGCACGAUGUGAUUGUUUUUUGGUUUUCAGACAGCCAACUAAAUCAGGAUUGUAAAAAAAUUAAUAUUCUCUGCUACUUUUGUUGCUUAUUAAAUUAAAACUGUAUAGUCAUUUUUAAUAAAAGGCGGCUUUUAAGAUUUCUCAAUAAUAUUCUUUUGUUUAAGUUUCAAAUAUUGCAAAAUGAAAUAGCUGCACAAAAUAUUCUUUGCUCUUGUUAUGAAUUGAAUCCAGAAAUGUACAGCUAUUUUUUUAAAGAAAUGGUUGCUUUUAAAAUUGUCCAGUUUUUUAAAAACAUUUCAAAAUGAAAUUAGAUUGUAUAAACAAUAUUCUUCGCCACUGUUACAAGUUGAAUCUAGAAAUGUGUAGCUAUUUUUUUUUUUAUAGAAAAGGAUUAUUUUAAAUGUGUCCAGUUUUUUUUAUAUUUUAGUAGAAUGUUGUAGGUCUAAAAUAGUCUGUCAUAACUGCACCAUAUAUGUUAAUGCAUUGCAACCAGUGUCAGCUAUAAUUCCAACACAUACAGAGAACAUAGGAAGAUGGGAGGUUGCAGAAAUAAGAUGUUAUACAUUUUUGUUUUGGCCAAACCUCCAGUUAAUAAUAUAUUGUUGUAAAUUCUUUUGAUUAUUACAUAUUAUUCUAGUUCAUUACUCUGUCAUCUCUCUCAUUUUUUCUUUGUUUGCUUUUUUUUUUUUUGUAAGCAAAUGUUGCUUUUUUUUUUUUUUUUUUCUCAAAUGUUUUUUUGUCUUUUUUUUUUUUAAAUUGUUUUUUAUUUGUAUGCAAAUUUUGUCCCUACAGUCAUUUUAAAACGUAUGCAGUUUUAUAUUCUUUUUUUUGAGGGGGUGGGAGGGAGGGGUGGAGGUUGGAAGGUUAAAUAUCUCAGAAAAUCCACAAAUUUGACACAAGUGUCUCCAUAUUUCGUUCUGAUUUUCCAUUAUGUAUUUAGAGAAAAUCCAUGAAAUAAUAAACAUCUUUUCUACUUUAGUCCCAUAGGUCAUGACAGACUAGUGCACCAACAUGAUAAAAUCAACAUUUUGUUUUUUAUUUUUCUACACAGUACCUACUCCGCCGUUUACAGUUGCUCGAGGUUUUUUUUAAUGUAGUUUAGAACUUAGAUACGUUAUUACUGAUACUUAAAUAUUCUUUGAUUAACAUAUUGAUAAUCGGCAAAUUGAUAGUUAUAGGAUAUUAAACAAGCUUCCAUUUUGUAUCAUGUUAGUGUCCCGAGUGAAAGCAUUUUCAUUUGCCACAAGUGACAAUCAAAAUUAGGUCACGAGGGACAUAAACAUGAUAAGAAAUGGUACAAAGUUUAAUAUCCCAUUUAUUACACAUAAUCGAUUUUAAUUUAUAUCGGUAAACUCGUUUGACAUACCAGUACGGCUGUAGUUUGCCGUUUAUAUGACGCCGUAUAACGUAGAAGUGUUAAUUAUUGGUAAUAAGUCGUUAAUGAAAUGAAGUCAGGGGAUGGUGGACAUAUUUUUGUAAUGAUUAGAACUAUGAGCAUCAUGUCCAUAUGAUAGAAUGGACGUGUGCUGAAAUUAAGUCAGUCAGGGUGCAUUUAAUGAAUCAUGCCUCAGCGGAAAUAUAAAACUACUUUUGAUUGGCCAUUUGGAAACUUAUAAGUCUUGUAAAAGGGGAAUUUUGUUUUCUCAAUUUCAAAGUUGCUCGAGUUGUUGCCACAUAUAUAUUUUCAUUGAAGAUAUGCCUGUAUCACCAAAAUAUUUUGUUUUUUUAAUGUGUUUACCAUUUUAUGUUUUGUUGUAUUUUAACACUUAUAAUCGAUCAUAUGUGCACAAAUUGUUAACCAAAAUUAAUGUAAAAAACAAUGGUUUAAGUUACAACAGUAUGAAUAAUAAUAAUAUAUUUUAAAAUCAAAAUAGAAUUAUUCAGCUAUAAGAAUACAUUGCAUGAAAUACUGAAAAAAUAUAUUAACUAAUUGGUUAUUGACCAACAUUUUGUUGAAAGAGGUAAAGUAAAUAUUUAGAAAAAUAUUGAUUUGAGGGUUGGGGUGAAGUAAAUAUUUAGAAAUAUAUUGAUUUGAGGGUUGGGGUAAAGUAAAUAUUUAGAAAAAUAUUGAUUUGUGUUUUAGGGUUUCAUAUCUGAUUCCAGUGACUGAAUUAAGAGGUGUAUUGCAGAGAAAUUAUUUGCUUCCAUUAUUAUCCAUGCAAUUCGCUCCACCUCCGUGCCUCAUUCAUACAGAUAGUAAAUUUGUGCUAAAGAAAUAAAACCAAAAUCAAAAGAUUUAUGCAAUUUCACAAUAUAUUUAUUUAAAAUUUGAUAGAAAUAUUUAUUUAAAAUUUGAUAGAAAUAUUUAUAAGUAACAUUUUUUGUUUAGACUUUCAGUAUGCGUUUUAACUAUAUGAAAUAAAAUAUAAAAUUUUGUAUGUCAUUAGCUAGCCCAGCUAGUCGCAAAGUAACUUCAGACAUUGUGGUAUUAGCAAUUUUCUCUGCUGUUUAAUUAAUAUAGUUAUCUUAUUGCUCAUUACUCGAGAAGCAGGCGCUCAAAACCAAACCACAUUUCAAGGUGUCGGAUUUUUUUGUGUUUGAUUUCAAUUAAAAAAUGAAUUUUGCUGGAUUUUAUUGUAUAUUUUAAAAUGAAAAAUUAUAAAACAGAUGUGUGCACACACUCAAAAUCAACUGUAAUUGUUUCCAACCUUAAUCUGUAUUCCAUUUCUAGUCAGGUCAGAAUACAUGUUCUGAUUUUACUCCCUUUUUUUUCAUGGUGCUUUUCACAUAUCUUCACCCAUGUAAUAGAUUAUCUUUUAGUCUAAAUUUGUACACAAAACAUUAACCAUUAUUUUAAUUAUUGUUUGCUUUCUUAUUAUUCUGUCACUGUCCAUUUCCACUGUUGUCAACAUAAUGAUAUGAUAACUGGAAUGUUUGUAUCAUUUAAACCAUGUGUCUAAAAAUUGUGGUCGGUCGGUAUGUGAACUGUUUGUUGAUUGGUCCAUGUAAGAAAGGGUUGAUCAAUCCUCUUGUUUGAUUGGCCUUCUUGUUCUCUGAACUUUGAUUGGCCCUCUUGUUCUCUGAACUUUGAUUGGUCCAUUCUUGUGAAACUGUUGAUUGGUGCUCUUGACAAAUUGGUUGACAUGUAUCUUUUGCAAUUUUCAGUUUUUCUCAGUAAAUGACUAUAUAUAUAUAUAUAUAUAUAUAUAUAUAUAUAUAUAUAUAUAUAUAUAAUAUGUAUGACAACACUGCAUUAUUCAUUUAGAUAUAUCAUUUUGCAAUUGCAUGUUAUCACUGGCUAUUAAUAGCAUCAUUUCCAAUAUAACUCCACAUUAAUUAGCAUGACAGUUCAAAUCAUGACCAAAUAGUCUUUUUAUUCUUUUCUAUUUUUUAAGUGUCUUUAGUUUUCUAAUUGGAAACUGGUUGAUGAAAUCUUUUCUAAUACUCGUUGCAUUUCAUAAAUUUUUAGGGAAAUAAACUAGUGUAAAAUUAUUUAGCAAGUACUUGUAGUGAACUCUGCAGGGUUACAAGAUGCAAUUAGAAUUUGUCCCGCAAAUUUGAACAAAUUUCAGUGUAAGAAGUAUUAAAAGUCCAAAGUUGACAACUUUAUAAAACAUUGAAUCUCAUUCAAAAACUGUUUCUGCAUUUAAAGCUACCAGUGUUUGUCUUAAUUAUUGUUGAAAGUACUUGGCCCUUCGUACUUGGCCGUGUUCGGUACUUCUGGCUGAAUACUUAAGAUUUUUUGUUAAAGAAAUACAUUUCCAAACAUCUAAUGCAUUCAGGACGUAGUCUUUUGGUAGGGUCCUUGCCUUAGGUGCGAUCGCUGUUUCUUCCCCCCCCCCCCCCCACUUCCCAACCAGUGCGACAUGUUUGGUACAUCAAAAGCCAUUUGUAUGUACUCUCCUGUCUGAGGGAAAGUGCAUAUAAAAGAUCCCUUGCUGCUGUGUCAGGAGUAGCCUAUGUGAAAUCAGGGGGGGGGGAUCUAGCUAAGUGGGUACAGUGCUCACCCGAGGGGCUUGCAACAAUUAAUCAUUUUGAGAUCACUUUUCAGUUUGAGAAUUUGGGAAUAAAGUGUACCAAGCAGAUUUGUAGAUGAUAUUACUCAGAAAUGAAUUUUCUAUGACUGGAUUAUUAUUAUUAUUUCAAGCAAAAACCCCCAGCUUCAGCCAGAAAUACCAAGCAAUGUAAACGGUGAUAUCCACACAACCUCGUACUUCAUAUGCAGCAAAAUAAAACCAGUUUUGAUGGUUUCCUCGACACAAGAUGACUUUAUGCAAGUUAGUUUUCAAGCAUGCAUUUUGUUGUUUAGGUUUUAAGUGCAGUUUCAGAAAACGAUUCUGCAAAAGUUGAAUCCCGUACAUUUUCUAACAUUAUUUUUUAUGCAAAUCUCAAAAGUUUCAUGCAGCCACCUGUAAGGCACAUUUAUGUGCUUUCAUUCUCACCUUAAAAAUCAAACAAAAUUUUAAAUAAGGUUUGAAAAUUCUAGCCUUUUAAAUUUUUAUUCCCUAAAGAAUGUUGCCCACCUAUGCAAACCAACCCAUGACCCCGAGCAGUUUAUAUUUUAUUGUAUUACUAGAAUGUGCUGUACUUUUUUAACUUUCUAGAAUUGAUUUGGUCAGAGUAUCCAUAAUGUGUGAGAGAAACGGCUUGUUUUAUUUGUGAAGACUACCAAACGAUAACUGAACACUAUUAAUAAGAGAAUGUGAGUGAUUUUAAUUUUUCUCUACGAUAAUGUUAUGCAUAUCACUGAGAUGAUGGCACAAUUGUAUACCAUGACCACAACCAUAGGAAGAGAUUCCCGCAGGUAUAUUGACUCGGCUAACAUUCCAGACGAAAAGUCUGAUAACGUGCGGCAGCCGGACUCCUGUUACAGUAUUUCACAUGAGCACACAGCAUUUUUUUUGUUUUUACAUUGUGUCCUGGGACCAGUUUCACAAAACGAUAGUAAACCUAGUUUUAUAAACGUAAAUUUACAACUAAACUACUAUUCAUAAUACUUGUACUACUAAUAAUGGAAAUAACCUAGAAGUAGCAUAGUAACAAGUGUGUCCUUGCAAUGCUCCAUCUUCCGUAAUGAUGUAAGUUUUCUGUGUAAAAUAGAAGCCAAACUCGUAGCUUGUCGUAAAUGUAAACUUAAGAUGUUACGUGAUAUUGCUUCCACAGUAUUUGUAGGUUGUUUCUUUUUCUUUGAGUCGCAUUAAAUUUUUACCCUUAUUUUGGCAGUGUUAAUUGUAUAGUAACCAUUUUAUAUGCGACUUAAUUAAUAAUAAGAAGUUAAUGAUAAUAAUGGAAAUCAAGAUAAUUUUUAAUUAAACAGAGUUAAGUUUCUCAAAUUGGAAUUCAAUACUUAUGAAUAAUCAUGAAAAGAUUUAAAUGUAAUUGCAAAAAUGAUUGAAAAUGGAGCUUAUUUGUAAAUCACAACACAUAAUUUUUUUAAUUUAUUUUAAAGCACAUUUUGGACAUUAAUAAGUAAUUUGAGGGGCAGGAGGAUAAUUAAGUGACAAUGACUUGAGGGGGAAAACAGAUUAACAACACCAGACGAUGUGCUGUUUUACGUGAAACACUGCGACCAGGUUUCCGCUGCCUUUUUACAAGUGUGUUUGCAGUUCAGAAUGAACAGUUUCGAGAUCUCUUAUAUUUAUAUAUAUUAUAUAUUUGGUAGACUGAGAUUGUAUUUAAGUGCUUUCGUCCGACCUAACCUUGUUUGUGUUUUAAUGCUUGCAGACGGCUGGCUGGACUCCAUUCCUCUUUACUGCGUUGCAUGCUCUGCUGUCCAACUAGUAGUGAUAAUGUGCACGUCCCUCUUCUGCAGCAGCUUUUAACCAGGUCAAUAAAUGUUCAACAAUU